Colletotrichum chrysophilum is the source of this 267-nucleotide messenger RNA. RefSeq lists its product as uncharacterized. The coding region runs from base 1 to 267 and encodes 88 amino acids. The transcript has 2 exons. The record is from RefSeq and is a predicted model, not a curated record. Lineage: Eukaryota; Fungi; Ascomycota; Sordariomycetes; Glomerellales; Glomerellaceae.
AUGGAUGCCACCAGCGACCUUAUCAAAAUCUUGUGUCAGGAAUCAUCGACGCAAACGAGCUCUGACCUGGAGCUGGAUGUUAUCGAGCUUCAAGAUGUGGAAUUCGGACGAGCUGUGAUGCUUUCCGAAAAGAACACGGAGGGUAUUGACAUCCUGAUACGGCUACACGACAUUGUGCUGGAUGGAAUCAAGGAUGCCAUUCAACCAUACAUGCUUCGUUCUCGAUUCAAGCCCAACUUCCCGCCGUUGGAGAGCCUGCUCGAUUAA